Paraglomus brasilianum is the source of this 1350-nucleotide messenger RNA. NCBI's taxonomy places the organism in Eukaryota, Fungi, Glomeromycota, Glomeromycetes, Paraglomerales, Paraglomeraceae. The record is from the annotation of a GenBank genome assembly.
AUGCCCAAUGUAGAAUUCUUUUAUGACAUACGAUGCCCAUGGUCAUACAUUGCAUCGAAACGAAUUGAACAGGUCGUUCAACGAGCGAAUGCAACCGUCAAGUGGGUUCCUGUUCGGUUGAGUGGUAUCUACGAAGCUACGGGAACGUCAGGAAGUAUCGUUCUGGCUGGUCCGAAAUUGGCAAACUACAAUCGAGAUUUAACCAGAACUCUGAAACGAUUCGAUAUACCAUUCAACUUUCAUCCCAAACAUCCAUUGGAGACGGUUGACGCACUCCGACUCCUCCAUGCAACUCCCUCCUCUCACCGUGCUCAGCUAACCCAUGCACUCUACCGUCUGUAUUGGGUUGAUAACGCAGACAUUGUCGAUCGCUCUUUACUCGUUUACACAGCAAAAUCUCUAAACAUUCCCUAUUCUGAACCGUUAACUGAGUCCAUUUUCGAAAACAAAUCCUAUCAUAACAGUCUGUGCGAGGCUACUGAUUUGGCGGUUAAGCGUGGAGCUCCGGGUGUACCUUCGUUCUGGAUCAAUGAAUUCAAGAAUGGCCGUUUGUAUUUUGGUCAGGAUCGCUUACAUCUUGUCGAAGCUGCCCUACUGUCUGUUUCAAAAGGCGUGCCUCUUGAGCAAGUUGAGAAUAUUAAAAGUGUCAUCCCGCGACGCAGGGCCAAUGUACCUGUUCGGGGGAAAAGAACAUUAAGGUUCUGGUUUGAUUUUGCUUCACCAUACUCGUACCUAGCGUAUACCCAGUUGAAGAGAAUAGCGCAAGAAGCUGGUCCUGGUGUCGAGAUUGAGUACAUGCCCAUUUCGUUAGCUGCACUUUUAGCUCAUCUCAAAACCGAUCCUCCCCUAGCUCGCUCAAAUGAGACUGAGGUUAAAUACUUUUUCCGAGACCUCAAUGAUUGGUCCGAAUUUUGGAAUAUUGUGUGCAAACAAUCUGAUCCUUUGAGUGAACAGUAUACAUACGAAUGGGCAAAACAAUUUCCUAUCCGAACGAUUACUGCGUUACGGGUUUUUCUUUUAGAACCAAAGACCAUUGAUUGUAUCUUCAAAGCAUGUUGGGCAAGGAACAUUCCCAUUGGCCAAUCCCAAGAGAUUCUUGCUUCGGUAUUGAACGAAGCAGGCUUUGAUGGCGAAGCUCUAAUACAAGCAGCACAAACAAACGUCAAGAAAGUCAAAAAUAAAUUGUUAGAAAAUUAUGAUUUGGCUGUAGAGUCUGGCGUUUAUGCAGUGCCAACUUUCCAAGUGGAUCAGGGAGAGCUUGUAUGGGGAAAUGAUCGUAUAGAUGUAGUUCAGGAUUUAUUGUCUGGAUGGAAUCCAGAUGAGGACGAUGUUGUAACCGCAAGAUUAUAG